AUGAUGGAUAUGGUGAAAAGCUCUCAAGAAAAUAGAAAUAAAAAGCAGGAACUGGAUGAUCUAGAUACAUUCUUUCUAAGCAUGAGUAAAACUAUGAAAAAACUCCCAAGACUGGAUCAAAUUCGAAUUAAAAUGGAUUUGCUUAAAGCUAUAAGUGAAGCAGAGAUCAAACCACUGGAGUCACAAAAAAAUGUUUUGAGAACAACAAUUGCUAUUAGGAGUGACAGAAGCAGCCUAAACCGCCAUAAUGUAAAUUCUACUUCUGGGAAUUUGGUACAACCCCACAUUUCAUAUUCUUCCUCAUCCCAGUUUAUCUAA
Molecule: messenger RNA, 318 nt
Organism: Parnassius apollo (apollo)
Lineage: Eukaryota; Metazoa; Arthropoda; Insecta; Lepidoptera; Papilionidae
Source: the annotation of a GenBank genome assembly